AGACGACUCUCGUUCGACGUCAUGCGUGAUGAGGUGCCAUCUCUAUGGGCUGGCACGACUGCAACGACCACCAGUCUCGCUACCAGUGCUCAACCCCCAAUGUUACAGAUGCCCAACGGAAGUUUGGCUCCGGCUUAUCAAAUGCCGGAUCCUAGGCGGUACAUGAACGUGGGUAUACACGCACCAUUCUCCUCUCCACCAGAGUCGAUUCAACAGACCAAAUUCUGGGAUACGCCAAAUGUGCAUCACUUCAAUGCAUCACACCACACCGACCAUCCUGAGCAUGCCGACGAGCCUCCCGAUCCAGCACAACUGUAUGCUCAUCCCGACUUCCAAUCAUCCUAUCCAUUAUCCCGUCGAGCUGCUGAGGACGCUUAUGGACGUAUGGACUUUGAUAUGGAAGAGUCGCCCACACAUGCUAUGCCACCUCCUCAUCGAUUACCACAUCCCAUUCCACCACUCCCUUUCUCACCUCCUCCUACGGCCGAAGGACUUCCUGCUCGGGCAACACAGAGACCUGCAUCUAGUCCUCGACCAUAUCCAGAAAGGGAGAGAGGUCGAUCUGUAGGCCACGCAGCCGACGAUCUACAACUUCACGAAACACGUCGACCCCAAUAUCUACCUCCUACUCUUGCCGCUUUGGCACUCAGCGGUCCGGUUAAAAAUCAUGACGACUCUCUAGGCGGAAGACUGCCUUCACUCAAUGAUUCAAGAAUGAUGACAGCAAGUCAACCACCACGUUUACAACUGCCCGAUCUGAGGAGCGGAAACGAUGCUUUCGAUAGAGCCUUACCGCCACCUUUACCCAGUCCGAGAGGUACGACGGGACUGAGACCCAUGACGACAUUGUCUGAUUCUGUAGAGAUGAUACAGAGGAAAAGAAGCGAUAGUACACAUAGCGUGUUACAAGGUUUGACAUCCCAAGAUAGCUCUUCGAUGGCUUUAGGAUCUGAUCGAUCGAAGGAGAAUGAAGGAACGACAUUACCUUCACUCAGCUCCAUACUUCGGUAAUCCCAAUAUCACAAAUAAUAUAUUCAAUGAUCAACACAAGAUCUUCCUCUUCAUGUCAGACAGACGAUCUCUUCUCCCUUUGGUCCGAACAAUUUCCGGAUCCGCGCUGAUAGAUUACCUAUUAUACUCGUCUCCGAGAUCUCCGACACACCAUGAUAAUUAUUUCAAUUUCAUUUCGCUCAAGCCACAAAAUUGUCGAUCGUCUCACUUUGCAUCACACCACCAUCCAUCUCAUAUGCAGAUCUCUCCGUAUGGAAAAUCAAUCUUUUCAAUCAUUUUCUAUCAAUUGUUUCACCUCUUUUUCGACUUUCCUUGUCCUCUGUAUCCCAGAUCCCCUCUCAUCUCCACUGUGUAUAUCCGUCGUAUCCGUCCAUCUUUUACUAGCCCGAAUGCGGGGGAAAAUCCACAUACACGUUCAUAGAUCAUCCGUCGUAUCAUCAACAUAGAGGGAUUGUGGGUUGGAUGUGCAAUAUUUCUGUUCUGUUCAGGUCUAGGAUGAUGAGAAUGCAGCCUUUGUCAGAGAGUC
Tremella mesenterica DSM 1558 is the source of this 1537-nucleotide messenger RNA. RefSeq lists its product as uncharacterized. Bases 22 to 1011 code for a protein of 329 amino acids. NCBI's taxonomy places the organism in Eukaryota, Fungi, Basidiomycota, Tremellomycetes, Tremellales, Tremellaceae. The record is from RefSeq and is a predicted model, not a curated record. The transcript has 2 exons.